AUGAGCUUCUAUGAUCGCCAAGGUAUUCCUGAGAGCCUCCUACAGAGUCCGGACAAGAAGGAAGGCCCCACGAGUACACCAAACCGACACCAACGGAGCCCUGCUUUGCACGAUUGGGCCAGCGACCAAGAAUCAAGCAACGAAGACGUCGAAUCGGAUUCUAGCAUGGAUAAUCAGUUCGAAAAGGAUGUCUCAACUUUACGCGAUUACUCGUUCAUCUCUAUAGUUGAGGAUGGAAAGACAUUUGAAAUGCACAGCUUGGUCCAGCUAGCUACGAGACAAUGGCUUGAAGCCGCGGGACGGCAGGAGCAGUGGAAGUCUCAGUUUAUCCGUCGCCUUAACGCCCGGCUCCCGACUGGAGCAUAUGAGAACUGGGCAAUAUGCCGGGCGCUUCUACCGCACGCUGUAUCGGCGGCAGCGCAACGUCCAAAAGACAGAGUGUCAUUGGAGGCAUGGACUUCGAUUCUUUAUAAAGCUGCGUGGUAUCUUCAACUAAUGGGCCAGGGGCCUGAGGCGCAAAGCAUGGCAGAGGAUGCGAUGAAAUACAGAACAAAGAUACUUGGGAGGACGCACGAGGAAAGUCUUGCUGCCAUCGAUAUGGUAGGCCAAGUGUAUAACCUAAGAGGUCAAUGGAGCCCAGCGGAGGAGCUGUUUGUGGAAGUGAUGGAGACUCGCAAGCAGAAACUCGGGCCGGAUCAUCCAGACACGCUAGGUAUCAUGAAUAACCUGGCGUUGACGUACAGGAAUCAAGGCCGAUGGGAGGAGGCGGAAAAGCUGGGGGUGGAAGUGAUGGAGACUUGUAAGCAGAAACUCGGGCCGGAUCAUCCAGACACGCUGACCAGCAUGGCCAACCUGGCGUCGACUACAGACUUCCUGGGUGACAACCUGCGACCAUUCCUGCAUGUAUAUGUGCAGCUGGACGGAGAAGGCUGGGAUAUUGAAUUCGUGUGGAACCAGGAGAAGAAACAGUUUUGGGGUGCAGACCCGUUCUGUACCAACGACGACGAGCCUUUUUCGGUAGAUCUCAGCGAAAUGACGCAGAUAUUGUCCGACCCCAAUCGGAGCAGCCCGGUGACCUGGAAGGAAUGA
Anthostomella pinea is the source of this 1089-nucleotide messenger RNA. NCBI's taxonomy places the organism in Eukaryota, Fungi, Ascomycota, Sordariomycetes, Xylariales, Xylariaceae. The record is from the annotation of a GenBank genome assembly.